Messenger RNA from Mangifera indica (mango), 1374 nucleotides. RefSeq names its product epoxide hydrolase A-like. Lineage: Eukaryota; Viridiplantae; Streptophyta; Magnoliopsida; Sapindales; Anacardiaceae. Gene Ontology annotation, molecular function: hydrolase activity. The record is from RefSeq and is a predicted model, not a curated record. The transcript is spliced from 4 exons. The coding region runs from base 130 to 1080 and encodes 316 amino acids.
GACAAAGGCCAAGUACAAAUAUUAUAGAGAAACCACUGCCGCUGAAACCAAAGCAAGGCUGACACUAUAAAACUCCUUCUCCCUUCAUCCAGGUUGACUGAACCAAGUCUUUAGAAUUCACUUUCGAAGAUGGAGAAGAUAGAGCACAAAACAGUGCCCACCAAUGGUAUAAACAUGCACGUGGCGACAAUAGGCACAGGCCCUGCGGUUCUGUUUCUCCACGGCUUCCCUGAACUCUGGUACUCUUGGCGUCACCAGCUUCUCUAUCUUUCUUCCCUGGGUUAUCGUUGCAUAGCCCCAGAUCUUCGAGGGUACGGUGACACCGAUGCCCCGCCUUCCAUCACGUCAUACACUGCUCUUCACAUCGUUGGUGACCUUAUUGGGCUCCUUGAUAAUUUGGGGAUUGAGCAGGUUUUCUUGGUGGGUCAUGAUUGGGGUGCUUUGAUUGCUUGGCAGUUUUGCUUGUUUCGGCCAGAUAGAGUCAAGGCCCUGGUUAACCUCAGCGUUGCGUUUAAUCCCAGAAACCCAAAGCUAAAACCUCUGGAUGGCUUCAAGGCCCUGUUUGGUGAUGAUUUUUAUAUUUGUAGGUUUCAGGAACCUGGAGAGAUUGAAGAAGAAUUUGCUCAAGUUGAUACUGCAAAGCUGAUGAAGAGAUUUCUCUCGUCUCGCAGUCCAAAACCUCCUCGUAUAUCCAAAGAAAUAGGAGUUAGAGGUCUACCAGAUCCUUCAACGUUGCCCCCUUGGCUAUCUGAAGAAGAUGUCAAUUAUUAUGCCACGAAAUUUAACCAGAAAGGCUUUACUGGAGGGUUGAACUAUUACCGUUGUAUGAACUUAAACUGGGAGCUCACAGCAGCAUGGACAGGGUUUCAAAUCAAAGUUCCUGUUAAGUUUAUCGUUGGUGACCUGGACCUUACUUAUCACAUUCCAGGUGUGAAGGAAUAUAUACACAAUGGUGGUUUCAAGAGAGAUGUACCGUUUCUGCAGGAAGUAAUUGUACUGGAAGGGGUAGCCCACUUUCUUAACCAAGAAAAGCCAGAGGAAGUCAAUGCACACAUUUACGAUUUCAUAAAAAAGUUCUGAUGGCAUUUGCCAUUUCAGCAUGCUGCAUUCCUUGAAGGUUUGUUCUGGAUUUUUCAUAUCUAAUUUGGUGGAUGUUUCCGCCUUGUCUGCUUAUCUUGUAUGUUGUUAAGAGGAUUUUCUGUCCUUUAUCAGUUCUAUUUGGCUGUUUUGUUAAGUACAAUCAAUAAAUAAGAGUGGAGGCAGGCCUGCCACCUUGCGAACUGAAGUUGGUUUUAACUUUGAUCAUGUUUACAAAUUUGGGGUGUCAGGCAUGUAAUCAAACCAACAAUAAUAUGAAAUCUUGGGUCUCGAUUA